GAGAAGAGCAGAGCGCACGGGAUUAUUAUAGGAUCUAGAUUCUGAUACUACAUGGAGACAAUUUCUUUAAAUCGGAUAUUCGCUUUUGGAACCCUGGACCUCGGAUAGAAUACUAGAUACAUAAUAUAAAAUGAAAAAGCAUUGAUAUAUAAGGAAAUUAUAUGUAGAUCUCUGUUACUAUUACGGACGGGAGAGUUAAAAGUAGAAGAGUUGUUCGGCGAUUAGGCACUGUUCGUAGAAAUCGGAGAUUCAUAUUUUUAGCUCAUAUCCCCAUGCGUGUGAAGCUUAAUCUUUUGAAUCUUCUCGACGGACAUUGCAUUAGGAAUACGGUACCGGUACACGGAAUAUAUUUUAUCGUGUUGAGAAGAGUACUGUGAACGCAUUCGAUGGAAUCUUGAGUCAGAAAAUGUGACCGUCCUCGUUUAACAUAAUAACGUCGAUAUAUUUCGUUUGGAUGAUGUAUAAUACAAGUACUUUGGGAACAGAGAGGGUUUUUUCUAAUGUUAUGUGAACAUUUUACUCAGAAGAUAGUAGGCAUUUAAUGACACUGAACCAUAUCUUACAAGGAACAAACAUCUUUUUAAAACAACGAUCACCGACGUUUGUGAACUCAGACCUUCUCCUGAUUCUGCCAUUUUGACGACAUUAGAUCUAAACAAAAUUGAACCGUUACAGGCAUGGAGUCAAAUCUAUAGUAUUCAGAUUAUAGUCAUCAUGGUCACCAGAUAUUAAUCCUGGGGCGGUAGCAUGUGCAUGAAAUAUUUCUUUCACCAUAUCACUCGAGAUUGAAGUCUGCGUGAAACUAUCUUAUUCAAAUAUCCUGGAUAAGUAUUAGCUUCUUGUUUGUCAAGUUUUACACCUUCAUCUUAAAAAAAAAGAAUUGCUGGCAGGAAUUCCUCAUGUCAUGAAUAAGACGCCUAUCUAAGCUGUGACGGCAGAUGUUUUGAAGACAGGAUCUACUUUUUAGGUUGAGGCAAUCGGUGCCAACCAGGAAAAGAAAGAGCUGUUAUUGGAAACUUCAUCAAUAUCCUACAAUAUAACCUUCUCGGUUAUCAGGUCAUACACCUACUAUCAUUGAUCCGGACCGAUCCGGAUUGAUUACAAAGUAAUAAUGAAUAAAGCGCUUAUCAGAGCUAUAGGAAGGGGAUGUUAUGAAGACAGUAUCCUCGAGGAUGAAGAAAUUUGUGUUAACCAUGCAGUGAGAGACAAAGUCGUUCUUAAAAGGGCGACACUCAUUCAGAUCGCUUUAAAUUGUAGUUUCCAUGAAACAACUUCAUAUAUAUGUGUACUUCAUGAUUAUAUCAACUGAUGCUUCUCAACCAUCGCACAAGUACGAUGAUACAACAACCUGGUGGACUGUACUAUAACGGAUGAUGAUGAUGAUGAUGAUGAUGAUGAUGAUGAUGAACCUACAUCUCUUCAUUGAUCGGGAUUGAUCACAAUCCUGAACAAGGCGCUUAUUCCAGCAGCGAAGGAGCUAGAUCUUGCGAUCCAUUCUUGAAGAUGGGGCCAUAGGUGUCAACCAGGAGGAGAGAGAAAGUGGAUCUAGUUGACAAUACACUCCUCCAAAUGGUUUUAACUGGUUGUUUUACUUGAAAAGACUAUACUUUGCUAUUAAAGGUAUACAUCUCCAAUCGUUGACCAAGAUUGGGAACCUAAUGAACAACGCGCUUAUCACAGCUGUAAAGGAAGGAUAUCCUUGAGGACUUACCUAAUUAUUUCUUUUAUAGCAAUAGUUAUAUUGACCGGAAUUGAUCACAUCAUGAACAAGGCGCUUAUUGCAGCACUGAAGGAAGGGGAUGUUGUGAAGACAAGAUCUAUUCUUGAGGAUGAGGAAAUUGAUAUAAUCCAGGAAGAGGUAGAAGAUACAAAUGGGAAGACAAUGCUCCACAUCGCUUCAGAAGAAGGGCACAUCGAGUUGGUGAAAUACAUCAUUGACGUGACGGAUAAAUUUAUUAAGCAGAGCGGGAAUGAUGGCAAUCGUCCUCAAGAUGAGUCUCAGAGUCGUCUUCGGAAUCUCGCUCAAUAUCUGGAUGUCAAUGAGAGUGAUAAUAAUGGUUUUACACCUCUCUACCUUGCCUCAAAGUUCGGUCAUUUAGAUGUGGUUGAGUGUUUAGUCAGACAUGGAGCAGAUUUAAACAAAGCAACAUCAGAUGGCGAUACACCCCUUUGUAUUUCAUCAACUAACAGCCAUCUUGAUGUGGUUGAAUGUCUCGUAAGUUCGGGGGCAGAUGUAAAUAAGGCGGGGAAGAGUGGAGCAACACCUCUACAUUGUGCAUCAGACAAGGGACAUGCAGGCAUUGUGAAAUAUCUCAUUUGUCAGGGAGCCAAGCUAAAUUCUGUCGAUGGUGAUGGCCGUACACCUCUUCAUUUUGCUUCAAAGAAUGAUCACAUUGAUCUUGUACAAAACCUUAUCGAUGCAGGGGCAAAUUUAAAUGCAGAGAAUGUGGUUUGGCGAACACCUGUACAUCUUGCUUCACAUGAAGGUCAUUUUGAAGUAGUUAAAUGUCUAGUAACUGCAGGAGCAGAUGUCAAUAAACCGGAUGAGGAUGAAUGGACACCUGUUCAUGUGGCGUCAGAGAAAAAUCACAUAGAUAUUGUGAAAUAUCUCAUGGCCGAGGGCGCAAACAUCAACCCAGAAAAUGAUAAGGGAACGUCACCCGUGUAUUUAGCUUCUAAGAACGGUCAUCUUGAUAUCGUUAAAUGUGUAGUGAGAGCAGGAGCAGAAGUCAAUAAAUCGACUGAAGAUGGAUGGACACCUCUUCAUGUGGCGUCACAGAAUAAUCACAUAGAUAUUGUAAAAUAUCUCAUUGCUGAGGGUGCAAACAUCAACGCAGAACUUAAUGAUCAGACGACAUCUGUCUAUCUGGCUUGUCAGAACGUUCAUCUUGAUAUUGUUGAAUGCCUGGUGAAAGCAGGAGCAGAUGUCAAUAAAUCAGAUGAAGAUGGAUGGACACCUCUUCAUGUGGCGUCACAGAAUAAUCACAUAGAUAUUGUAAAAUAUCUCAUAUCACAAGGAGUCGACCCGAAUUCUGUCGAUUGUUUCGGUCGUGCCUCUAUACAGUUAUCUUCAGAGAAUGGUCACAUAGAUGUUGUCAAGUAUCUCAUUGCUGAGGGUGCUAACGUCAAUGCAGGAGAAGAUACGAUGUCACCCGUAUACGUGGCUUCUAUGAACGGUCAUUUAGAAAUCCUUGAAUGCCUGGUGAAAGCAGGAGCAGAUGUCAAUAAGUCAGCAGAAUAUGGAUGGACACCUCUUCAUGUGGCGUCAUAUUAUAACCACAUAGAUAUUGUAAAAUAUCUCAUUGCUGAGGGUGCAAACAUCAACGCAGAACUUAAUGAUCAGACGACAUCUGUCUAUCUGGCUUGUCAGAACGGUCAUCUUGAUAUUGUUGAAUGCCUGGUGAAAGCAGGAGCAGAUGUCAAUAAAUCGACUGAAGAUGGAUCGACACCUCUUCAUGUGGCGUCAGAAAACAAUCACAUAGAUAUUGUAAGAUAUCUCAUUGCUGAGGGUGCAAACAUCAACGCAGAAAGUAAAAAUCAGAUCUCAUCCAUCUAUCUGGCUUCAAAGAGAGGUCAUCUUGAUAUCAUUAAAUGUCUGGUGAACACAGGAGCAAAUGUCAAUAAAUCGAUUGAAGGUGGAUGGACACCUCUUCAUGUGGCGUCACUUUAUAAUCACAUAGAUAUUGUAAGAUAUAGCAUUGCUGAGGGUGCAAACAUUAACGCAGAAAAUAAUAACGGGUUUUCACCACUACAUAAGGCUGCACAGGAAGGUCAUCUUGAUAUUGUUAAAUGUCUAGUGAACGCAGGAGCAAAUGUCAAUAAAUCGACUAAAGAUGGAUGGACACCUCUUCAUGUGGCGUCAGAAAACAAUCACAUAGAUAUUGUAAAAUAUCUCAUUGCUGAGGGUGCAAACGUUAACACAGAAAGUAAUUAUCAGAUCUCAUCCAUCUAUAUUGCUUCAAAGAGAGGUCAUCUUGAUAUUGUUAAAUGUCUGGUGAAUGCAGGAGCAAAUGUCAAUAAAUCGACUAAAGGUGGAUGGACACCUCUUCAUGCGGCGUCACAAAAUAAUCACAUAGAUAUUGUGAAAUAUUUUAUUGCUGAGGGAGCAAAUAUCAACGCAGAAAGUAAUAAUCAGAUCUCAUCCAUCUCUCUGGCUUCAAGGAGAGGUCAUCUUGAUAUCGUGAAAUGUCUGGUGAAUGCAGGAGCAGAUGUAAACCAAAAAGGAAAGUAUAGUUGGACAGCUCUCGACGAGGCUUCACAUAAAGGUCAUAUAAACAUCAUUAAAUACCUAAUCUCGAAAGGAGCCAAAGUCAAUGGUGUUGAGAGCAAUUACCCUUCACCAUUACAUUACGCAUCGCAUGGAGGUCAUGUCGAUGUUGUAAAAUACUUUAUCACCAAGGUAGAAGAUCUGAACUCAUUAGAUAAUAAGGGAGCUACACCACUGUCUGUCGCUUCACUGCAAGGACAUCUUGACGUAGCAGAAUGUCUGGUGAAUGCAGGAGCAGAGGUCAAUAAAUCGACUAAAGAUGGACGGACACCUCUUCAUGUGGCGUCAGAAAACAAUCACAUAGAUAUUGUAAAAUAUCUCAUUGCUGAGGGUGCAAACGUCAACGCAGAAAGUAAUAAUCAGAUCUCAUCCAUCUAUCUGGCUUCAAGGAGAGGUCAUCUUGAUAUUGUUAAAUGUCUGGUGAAUGCAGGAGCAGAUGUAAACCAAAAAGGAAAGUAUAGUUGGACAGCUCUCGACGAGGCUUCACAUAAAGGUCAUAUAAACAUCAUUAAAUACCUAAUCUCGAAAGGAGCCAAAGUCAAUGGUGUUGAGAGCAAUUACCCUUCACCAUUACAUUACGCAUCGCAUGGAGGUCAUGUCGAUGUUGUAAAAUACUUUAUCACCAAGGUAGAAGAUCUGAACUCAUUAGAUAAUAAGGGAGCUACACCACUGUCUGUCGCUUCACUGCAAGGACAUCUUGACGUAGCAGAAUGUCUGGUGAAUGCAGGAGCAGAUAUCAAUAAAUCGGAUGAGUAUGGAUGGACACCUCUUCAUGUGGCGUCAGAAAACAAUCACAUAGAUAUUGUAAAAUAUCUCAUUGCUGAGGGUGCAAACGUUAACGCAGAAAGUAAUAAUCAGAUCUCAUCCAUCUAUCUGGCUUCAAAGAACGGUCAUCUUGAUAUUGUUAAAUGUCUGGUGAAUGCAGGAGCAGAGGUCAAUAAAUCGACUAAAGAUGGACGGACACCUCUUCAUGUGGCGUCAGAAAACAAUCACAUAGAUAUUGUAAAAUAUCUCAUUGCUGAGGGUGCAAACGUCAACACAGAAAGUAAUAAUCAGAUCUCAUCCAUCUAUCUUGCUUCAAAGAGAGGUCAUCUUGAAAUUGUUAAAUGUCUGGUGAAUGCAGGAGCAGAUGUCAAUAAGUCAGCAGAGGAUGGAUCGACACCUCUUCAUGCGGCGUCACUGUAUAAUCACAUAGAUACUGUAAAAUAUCUCAUUGCUGAGGGUGCAAACGUUAACGCAGAAAGUAAUAAUCAGAUCUCAUCCAUCUAUCUGGCUUCAAAGAACGGUCAUCUUGAUAUUGUUAAAUGUCUGGUGAAUGCAGGAGCAGAGGUCAAUAAAUCGACUAAAGAUGGACGGACACCUCUUCAUGUGGCGUCAGAAAACAAUCACAUAGAUACUGUAAAAUAUCUCAUUGCUGAGGGUGCAAACGUUAACGCAGAAAGUAAUAAUCAGAUCUCAUCCAUCUCUCUGGCUUCAAGGAACGGUCAUCUUGAUAUUGUUAAAUGUCUGGUGAAUGCAGGAGCAGAGGUCAAUAAGUCGACUGAACAUGGAUGGACACCUCUUCAUGCGGCGUCACACAAUAAUCACAUAGAUAUUUUGAAAUAUUUCAUUGCUGAGGGUGCAAACGUCAAUGCAGGGGAAGAUAAGAUGUCACCCGUGUACAUGGCUUCUAUGGACGGUCAUUUAGAAAUCCUUGAAUGCCUAGUGAAAGCAGGAGCAGAUGUCAAUAAGUCAGAUGAAGAUGGAUGGACACCUCUUCAUGUGGCGUCACAGAAUAAUCACAUAGAUAUUGUAAAAUAUCUCAUAUCACAAGGAGUCGACCCGAAUUCUGUCGAUUGUUUCGGUCGUGCCUCUAUACAGUUAUCUUCAGAGAAUGGUCACAUAGAUGUUGUCAAGUAUCUCAUUGCUGAGGGUGCUAACGUCAAUGCAGGAGAAGAUACGAUGUCACCCGUAUACGUGGCUUCUAUGAACGGUCAUUUAGAAAUCCUUGAAUGCCUGGUGAAAGCAGGAGCAGAUGUCAAUAAGUCAGCAGAAUAUGGAUGGACACCUCUUCAUGUGGCGUCAUAUUAUAACCACAUAGAUAUUGUAAAAUAUCUCAUUGCUGAGGGUGCAAACAUCAACGCAGAACUUAAUGAUCAGACGACAUCUGUCUAUCUGGCUUGUCAGAACGGUCAUCUUGAUAUUGUUGAAUGCCUGGUGAAAGCAGGAACAGAUGUCAAUAAAUCGACUGAAGAUGGAUCGACACCUCUUCAUGUGGCGUCAGAAAACAAUCACAUAGAUAUUGUAAGAUAUCUCAUUGCUGAGGGUGCAAACAUCAACGCAGAAAGUAAAAAUCAGAUCUCAUCCAUCUAUCUGGCUUCAAAGAGAGGUCAUCUUGAUAUCAUUAAAUGUCUGGUGAACACAGGAGCAAAUGUCAAUAAAUCGACUAAAGGUGGAUGGACACCUCUUCAUGUGGCGUCACUUUAUAAUCACAUAGAUAUUGUAAGAUAUAGCAUUGCUGAGGGUGCAAACAUUAACGCAGAAAAUAAUAACGGGUUUUCACCACUACAUAAGGCUGCACAGGAAGGUCAUCUUGAUAUUGUUAAAUGUCUAGUGAACGCAGGAGCAAAUGUCAAUAAAUCGACUAAAGAUGGAUGGACACCUCUUCAUGUGGCGUCAGAAAACAAUCACAUAGAUAUUGUAAAAUAUCUCAUUGCUGAGGGUGCAAACGUUAACACAGAAAGUAAUUAUCAGAUCUCAUCCAUCUAUAUUGCUUCAAAGAGAGGUCAUCUUGAUAUUGUUAAAUGUCUGGUGAAUGCAGGAGCAAAUGUCAAUAAAUCGACUAAAGGUGGAUGGACACCUCUUCAUGCGGCGUCACAAAAUAAUCACAUAGAUAUUGUGAAAUAUUUUAUUGCUGAGGGAGCAAAUAUCAACGCAGAAAGUAAUAAUCAGAUCUCAUCCACCUCUCUGGCUUCAAGGAGAGGUCAUCUUGACAUCGUGAAAUGUCUGGUGAAUGCAGGAGCAGAUGUAAACCAAAAAGGAAAGUAUAGUUGGACAGCUCUCGACGAGGCUUCACAUAAAGGUCAUAUAAACAUCAUUAAAUACCUAAUCUCGAAAGGAGCCAAAGUCAAUGGUGUUGAGAGCAAUUACCCUUCACCAUUACAUUGCGCAUCGCAUGGAGGUCAUGUCGAUGUUGUAAAAUACUUUAUCACCAAGGUAGAAGAUCUGAACUCAUUAGAUGAUAAGGGAGCUACACCACUGUCUGUCGCUUCACUGCAAGGACAUCUUGACGUAGCAGAAUGUCUGGUGAAUGCAGGAGCAGAGGUCAAUAAAUCGACUAAAGAUGGACGGACACCUCUUCAUGUGGCGUCAGAAAACAAUCACAUAGAUAUUGUAAAAUAUCUCAUUGCUGAGGGUGCAAACGUCAACACAGAAAGUAAUAAUCAGAUCUCAUCCAUCUAUCUUGCUUCAAAGAGAGGACAUCUUGAUAUUGUUAAAUGUCUGGUGAAUGCAGGAGCAGAGGUCAAUAAGUCGACUGAACAUGGAUGGACACCUCUUCAUGCGGCGUCACACAAUAAUCACAUAGAUAUUUUGAAAUAUUUCAUUGCUGAGGGUGCAAACGUUAACGCAGAAAGUAAUAAUCAGAUCUCAUCCAUCUAUCUGGCUUCAAAGAACGGUCAUCUUGAUAUUGUUAAAUGUCUGGUGAAUGCAGGAGCAGAGGUCAAUAAAUCGACUAAAGAUGGACGGACACCUCUUCAUGUGGCGUCAGAAAACAAUCACAUAGAUAUUGUAAAAUAUCUCAUUGCUGAGGGUGCAAACGUCAACACAGAAAGUAAUAAUCAGAUCUCAUCCAUCUAUCUUGCUUCAAAGAGAGGUCAUCUUGAAAUUGUUAAAUGUCUGGUGAAUGCAGGAGCAGAUGUCAAUAAGUCAGCAGAGGAUGGAUCGACACCUCUUCAUGCGGCGUCACUGUAUAAUCACAUAGAUACUGUAAAAUAUCUCAUUGCUGAGGGUGCAAACGUUAACGCAGAAAGUAAUAAUCAGAUCUCAUCCAUCUAUCUGGCUUCAAAGAACGGUCAUCUUGAUAUUGUUAAAUGUCUGGUGAAUGCAGGAGCAGAGGUCAAUAAAUCGACUAAAGAUGGACGGACACCUCUUCAUGUGGCGUCAGAAAACAAUCACAUAGAUACUGUAAAAUAUCUCAUUGCUGAGGGUGCAAACGUUAACGCAGAAAGUAAUAAUCAGAUCUCAUCCAUCUCUCUGGCUUCAAGGAACGGUCAUCUUGAUAUUGUUAAAUGUCUGGUGAAUGCAGGAGCAGAGGUCAAUAAGUCGACUGAACAUGGAUGGACACCUCUUCAUGCGGCGUCACACAAUAAUCACAUAGAUAUUUUGAAAUAUUUCAUUGCUGAGGGUGCAAACGUCAAUGCAGGGGAAGAUAAGAUGUCACCCGUGUACAUGGCUUCUAUGGACGGUCAUUUAGAAAUCCUUGAAUGCCUAGUGAAAGCAGGAGCAGAUGUCAAUAAGUCAGAUGAAGAUGGAUGGACACCUCUUCAUGUGGCGUCACAGAAUAAUCACAUAGAUAUUGUAAAAUAUCUCAUUGCUGAGGGUGCAAACGUUAACGCAGAAAGUAAUAAUCAGAUCUCAUCCAUCUCUCUGGCUUCAAGGAACGGUCAUCUUGAUAUUGUUAAAUGUCUGGUGAAUGCAGGAGCAGAUGUAAACCAAAAAGGAAAGUAUAGUUGGACAGCUCUCGACGAGGCUUCACAUAAAGGUCAUAUAAACAUCAUUAAAUACCUAAUCUCGAAAGGAGCCAAAGUCAAUGGUGUUGAGAGCAAUUACCCUUCACCGUUACAUUACGCAUCGCAUGGAGGUCAUGUCGAUGUUGUAAAAUACUUUAUCACCAAGGUAGAAGAUCUGAACUCAUUAGAUAAUAAGGGAGCUACACCACUGUCUGUCGCUUCACUGCAAGGACAUCUUGACGUAGCAGAAUGUCUGGUGAAUGCAGGAGCAGAUAUCAAUAAAUCGGAUGAGUAUGGAUGGACACCUCUUCAUGUGGCGUCAAAAAACAAUCACAUAGAUAUUGUAAAAUAUCUCAUUGCUGAGGGUGCAAACGUUAACGCAGAAAGUAAUUAUCAGAUCUCAUCCAUCUAUCUGGCUUCAAAGAACGGUCAUCUUGAUAUUGUUAAAUGUCUGGUGAAUGCAGGAGCAGAGGUCAAUAAAUCGACUAAAGAUGGACGGACACCUCUUCAUGUGGCGUCAGAAAACAAUCACAUAGAUAUUGUAAAAUAUCUCAUUGCUGAGGGUGCAAACGUCAACACAGAAAGUAAUAAUCAGAUCUCAUCCAUCUAUCUUGCUUCAAAGAGAGGUCAUCUUGAAAUUGUUAAAUGUCUGGUGAAUGCAGGAGCAGAUGUCAAUAAGUCAGCAGAGGAUGGAUGGACACCUCUUCAUGUGGCGUCAGAAAACAAUCACAUAGAUAUUGUAAAAUAUCUCAUUGCUGAGGGUGCAAACGUUAACGCAGAAAGUAAUAAUCAGAUCUCAUCCAUCUCUCUGGCUUCAAGGAACGGUCAUCUUGAUAUUGUUAAAUGUCUGGUGAAUGCAGGAGCAGAUGUAAACCAAAAAGGAAAGUAUAGUUGGACAGCUCUCGACGAGGCUUCACAUAAAGGUCAUAUAAACAUCAUUAAAUACCUAAUCUCGAAAGGAGCCAAAGUCAAUGGUGUUGAGAGCAAUUACCCUUCACCGUUACAUUACGCAUCGCAUGGAGGUCAUGUCGAUGUUGUAAAAUACUUUAUCACCAAGGUAGAAGAUCUGAACUCAUUAGAUAAUAAGGGAGCUACACCACUGUCUGUCGCUUCACUGCAAGGACAUCUUGACGUAGCAGAAUGUCUGGUGAAUGCAGGAGCAGAUAUCAAUAAAUCGGAUGAGUAUGGAUGGACACCUCUUCAUGUGGCGUCAAAAAACAAUCACAUAGAUAUUGUAAAAUAUCUCAUUGCUGAGGGUGCAAACGUUAACGCAGAAAGUAAUAAUCAGAUCUCAUCCAUCUAUCUUGCUUCAAAGAGAGGACAUCUUGAUAUUGUUAAAUGUCUGGUGAAUGCAGGAGCAGAGGUCAAUAAGUCGACUGAACAUGGAUGGACACCUCUUCAUGCGGCGUCACACAAUAAUCACAUAGAUAUUUUGAAAUAUUUCAUUGCUGAGGGUGCAAACGUCAAUGCAGGGGAAGAUAAGAUGUCACCCGUGUACAUGGCUUCUAUGGACGGUCAUUUAGAAAUCCUUGAAUGCCUAGUGAAAGCAGGAGCAGAUGUCAAUAAGUCAGAUGAAGAUGGAUGGACACCUCUUCAUGUGGCGUCACAGAAUAAUCACAUAGAUAUUGUAAAAUAUCUCAUAUCACAAGGAGUCGACCCGAAUUCUGUCGAUUGUUUCGGUCGUGCCUCUAUACAGUUAUCUUCAGAGAAUGGUCACAUAGAUGUUGUCAAGUAUCUCAUUGCUGAGGGUGCAAACGUCAAUGCAGGGGAAGAUAAGAUGUCACCCGUGUACAUGGCUUCUAUGGACGGUCAUUUAGAAAUCCUUGAAUGCCUAGUGAAAGCAGGAGCAGAUGUCAAUAAGUCAGCAGAGGAUGGAUCGACACCUCUUCAUGUGGCGUCAGAAAACAAUCACAUAAAUAUAGUAAAAUAUAUCAUUGCUGAGGGUGCAAACGUUAACACAGAAAGUAAUUAUCAGAUCUCAUCCAUCUAUCUGGCUUCAAAGAACGGUCAUCUUGAUAUUGUUAAAUGUCUGGUAAAUGCAGGAGCAGAUGUCAAUAAAUCGACUGAAGAUGGAUGGACACCUCUUCAUGCGGGGUCAGACUAUAAUCACAUAAAUAUUGUAAAAUAUCUCAUUGCUGAGGGGGCAAACCUGAAUGUAAUGGAUAAGGAAGGCUUUACACCCUUAUGUCUAGCUUCUAUGAAAGGUCACCUUGAUGAAGUUGUUAAAUGCUUAGUGAAUGCAGGAGCAGAUGUCAAUAAAUCAGUUAAGGAUGGAUGGACACCUCUUCAUGCAGCGUCACAGAAUAAUCACAUCGAUAUUGUGAAAUAUCUCAUUGCUGAGGGUGCAAACAUUAACGCAGAAAAUGAUGAGGGGAUGUCACCCGUGUAUCUGGCUUCUAUGAACGGUCAUCUUGAUAUUGUUGAAUGUCUAGUGAAUGCAGGGGCAGAUGUAAAUAAAUCGAAAGAGAAUGGAUGGACACCUCUUCAUGUAACGUCACAGAAUAAUCACACAGAUAUUGUAAGAUAUCUCAUUGAAAAUGGAGAAAAUAUCAGCAUAAUGGAUAUCGACCAUGUCACAGCAUUACAUAUCGCUGCAUGGAACGGUCAUUUUGAACUUGUUGAAUAUCUAGUGAAUGCAAAAGCUGAUGUUAACCAAGUCACAAAGGAUGGCGAAACAGCUCUUCAUUAUGUCUCUUACAGAGGCUUUCUAAAAAUCACGCAAUGUUUAAUUACGCAUGGGGCAGAUAUAGAGGCGCGUGUUAAUAACGGCUGGACAGCUUCUCAUUUUGCUGCAGCGAAUGGUCACUUAGACUGCUUGAAAUAUCUCCUGAGGAACAGAAUUACCGAUGAAGUUGAAGAUAGUCACAACCCCUUUGGUACAAAUAUACAGACGUUAAAUGGUGUCACACCACUGAUGCUUGCCGCGAGGGGAGGACAUGACGAGUGCGUUCGUAUGUUACUUGAUAACAACGCAGACAUAGAGACAACAGAUAAUGAAGGGUGGACAGUCCUCCAUUAUGCUGCAGCAAGUGGAAAUGUAACAGUUGUGAAUUAUCUACUGGAUCAGAAAGACCUAUUGUGUUCAAGACGUUCAAGAAGAGGUCAGUCACCUUUAGAUGUUGCAUUGCGAUCAGGAAUGGCUGGAGCUGCAGGGUUUCUUCUUGAUAAGGACACAUCGGUAAUACACCAGAGCGACAGUAAAGGAGUUACACCUCUUCACCUUGCUAUUGAAAUUGGAUUAACAUCAAUCAUUGAAGAGUUGAUUUCUUUAGGUGCUGAUUUAAACCAGGCAUCAAACGAUGGCCACACACCCUUACAUACUGCUAUCAGACUAUGUAACUGUAAGAAGAGACAAGUUGAAAUGACAGAAGCUUUGGACCAGAUACAGCAAGAAAACGACGAUAUCUUAUCCCCAUCAGAGGCUCUGAUACAAUACCUAAUAAAUGAGGGAUCUAAGAAUGGCAUCAAGGAUAAUGACGGGCAUUUUCCAGCACAGUACGCCAAGGAUGAGUGUAUUAAGCAAAUGGCUUUCAAAAGGUCAUUUGGAGAUGUUGAUACACGCGAUCCACCGAUUCCAAGAUCAACAGAGACUCACCGCAGUAUUGGUAACGAAGGUGGAAUCCUAUACUUGGAUAGUUGUGACGUCACAAUGGUUAUUUCACCAGGAUCAUUGGAGGCUGGCUCUUGUCACGAUGUAUCUCUUGCUCUGAUUACUGAGGAUCCACCAACAAUCAAAGAGGAUGAGUUUCUUACAGGUUGUGGCGUAGAAAUCAAUAUCCCGAGACUGUGGCUCUACUCAGAAAAUCAGCCAAUAACAAUAACUCUCCCCCAUGCCGCAUCACACAUGAAGGCAAAUAAAGAAUUUGUUGACAUCAUUUGGAAACAUACUGAAUCAACAUCAGCCCAUCGCGUGAAGACAUCUAAUAAUGAAAAUACACAAUGUGUCAUCAAAGAAAGAGAAAUGGAAAUCAUCAUCUCUGCCGACUCUGUGAUCAAUGGAAGGAUACAGCUUUGGGUACCAUUCGAUAUUCACCGUCACGCCACGGGGAAACUGAUGGCUUGCACCCCUUUCCUUCCCGUUGAUAUGGUACAGGGAAAUGAUGUAACACUAAGGAUGUACAUUCACGAGGACAUACCUUACAUUGCUGAGAAAAUAAAGGAAGAAGAGGAACAACUGUUAAGCCGCCAGGUACAUCCUAAAAGAUGUUUUGAUCUUGCACCUGAAUCAAGCGACCUACAGAUAGAAUGCAAUGGAAGAAAGAUGAGCAUCUCUGCUAAAGAGCUAUUCAACCGACAGGAGACUCUUGUUUCGAUGCCCAUUACGACUGAACCCAAUACCAGAAUGCAAAUGAUUAACAUCUCAAUGUCAACCAACGAUAGAGAUCGAACGACGAGCAUGGCGUUCAUGGCGAUACGAACAGAUUUCUCGACUGACAUGCAAUCAACACUUGAUGAGAUAAUCACCGCUUCAGAUACUGAGAGCAGAGAAAAAGACACCGGGAUUGAGGAUGUCAUCACGAAGGAUAUGAACACAGAUAAAUACUACCACCUGGGAAUAGCACUUGGUCUGUCCUACGAAACACUUGACAGCAUCCAAGCAAGUAUCAGAGGACAAAAAGUCGAAGCUGGGGUUUAUACUUCAAACCAACGAGCUGCUAUUAUCAUGAUUCGCUACUGGAAACACUUACAGCAUCCCGACUCCCAAGCAGAUGAUCAUCUGAGAGAGGUGUGGUCAUCUGUGACCAAUUCAAGAAAGCCGGACGUUCCUGUUAAGCAAGCUAGCAGCUUAGACGAAACAGUUGGUUCAACUAUGGAAGAGAUCUUUGAAGACAAGUCAUGUGGCGCAAGACCUCUUCGAAGAGAAGGUUUCUAUGACAUUGGGACAAAGAUCCCUUCUCUCCCGAGCAUCCGUGAAGCAAGAGGUCCUUGGGAGGAAAGAUUUCAAUUUCAACGAAGUAGAACUCCUAGUAUCAGAAGCGACUCAUCAAGCAGCACGUUGCGAGAGGACCAGGAAGAGGGCAUUCCACGAACUCCUGAUGCUUAUUCCAGUAUACGCAGAAUGACACCAUACUCGAGUCUUAUAGGCCUACGUGACAGGAGGCCAAGAGUUCCAAGCGUUCGGAGAUAUUAUGAACAUGAUGAAGGAGAAGCUGAUGCUUAUUUUAGUAUACACAGAGUGGCAUCAUACUCGAGUCCCAUAGGUCUACGUGACAGACGGCCAAGACUUCCACGUGUUCGGAGGCAACAUGAACGUGAUACAGGAGAAGGUAGAUAUAGUUUUAUAUUCCAUUUUUAAGAUCUUAAUGUAAAGCAAAGUACCUUUUCUGGGGUUCUGGUACUCAUUAUAUGCAUUAUUGUAAAACCCCAUGCAAGUAGAAAAUAAAUGGCAUACGCUAGAUUUUUUUUCAUAACUUCUUCAGAUCUCAGCACUAAAGCAGAAGACACUCUACCUCCUACGAAAGGGUAAAAAUGUAAAAAAAAAUUGUAGGAAGCAUUCAUGGUAUGGGCUUCCUAUCUUGGUAAAUGUUCUUUAAUAAUUCUUACUUAGCAAAGUAUCGUUUCAUUUUUGUAUCUGACAAGUUCCUCCAAAAAAGGAAACGGCUAAUGGUUGACUUUGAAUCAUAAUUAUGACGCAAUUUAAUCGUAUACCUAGAAGCAGGACUAUUUAAGAAUAGUUAAUGAAUCAAAAAUGAAAGUAUGGAAUCAUGCAAUCCCAAGGACAUUCCUUUGAAAUUAAAUCCUUGAUCGGACAGUAAGCAUACAAUGACAAGUAAUAUUUUUCAAUAUUCAUUUCAAACACGAGGAUACUCCGAGCAAGACAUAGUUGAAUGGAUGGAAUCUGGGGAGGUAAAACCAGCGGAUUCACAACCGGACCGGUCAGCCGCAAUGCCUUUAGAUGACCAGAAAGGUCGUAUCUCGUCAAUGAGCGGUCAUCAUGAUGAAGUCCCAGUUCAAGGCUUUGACAGUCGGGUGAAUGUCACUGAUGAUAUCGGCAUUAUUCGGCUUGAGGAAUAUGGUAUUGAAGUUCAAAUUCCACCGGGUGAAGCCUACAGUGCUGAGGACAUUACUGUCGAUGUGAUUGAGAAGGUUCCACUCGAGUUGCUAACAGUACUGAAGGAAACUGAAGCUAUCAUAACCGUUGGUUUGAAGAUGUCGCCUUCUGAUGCAUCCUUUGAGAGACCAGUAAAAGUGACAAUGCCACAUUGUGGUGUGUUCCAAAAACCAGAAUCUGCUCAAAUCGUCACCUAUUAUCGCAAAAAUGCUUCAGAAAGUUUUGUGGCAAUUCCCUCCACCAACGGGAGUCUGCAAUGCAUCGUUAGACGACGAGACCUAGAUAUCUACCUAAACCACUUCUCGGAAUCCUGGAUUGUUGCCCUCUUCACAUGGGCAUUCAUUGGAAAACGAGUUAUUUGCACUCCGUAUAUUCCGGUGUCAACUCCAAAGAAUGCAAAGCAUGUCUUGUAUAUGCAUGUUCGGGACGAAAACUUCAGAAAAAGGGAG
Lytechinus pictus (painted urchin) is the source of this 15477-nucleotide messenger RNA. RefSeq lists its product as uncharacterized. The coding region runs from base 1763 to 14272 and encodes 4169 amino acids. The transcript is spliced from 21 exons. The record is from RefSeq and is a predicted model, not a curated record. NCBI's taxonomy places the organism in Eukaryota, Metazoa, Echinodermata, Echinoidea, Temnopleuroida, Toxopneustidae. Gene Ontology annotation, molecular function: protein binding.